Exophiala spinifera is the source of this 1074-nucleotide messenger RNA. RefSeq lists its product as uncharacterized. NCBI's taxonomy places the organism in Eukaryota, Fungi, Ascomycota, Eurotiomycetes, Chaetothyriales, Herpotrichiellaceae. The record is from RefSeq and is a predicted model, not a curated record. The coding region runs from base 1 to 1074 and encodes 357 amino acids. The transcript has a single exon.
AUGCGCAUCUCCAGCCCUAAGGCCAGCAGGGGUCCAGAGCUGUCAAUCGGUGAGGCAGCAGUGUUGUUUCUCCUGCUGACACCUACAGUAGCACUCUGGGAACAUCAUACGGACAAUGAGAUGGACACGUCUGUGGGAAUGUUGUAUAAUAGUCCGCUGGACUCCUGUCCGAAUCACUCUCCCCUCACCAAUAUAUUUCGCAAUCAUCCAUCAAAGCUCCCACCACCGACAACCACCAUCGACCAGCGAGUCCGUGCUCUCCCCUUCAAAUUUAUCGACAGAUUAGCGAAUACCAACCCCUCUUCCUGGAAAUCAACAAGACUCUAUAAACCGCCUUCAUACAUGAUCGGCUCAAUCUCCAUCCAUCCUGCCUUUUCUCCGUCACUCUUGACUUUGCAACAAUCGCCGCCAAUACGACCAUCAUCACCACCUCCGUCCAGCAAGAUGUGCAAGGCAAAAGUCUCCCUUCUCAAGGGUAUGCGACCUCAUUUCUCCAAUCAACAACAUGUCACCUCGACCCAAAAGAUCCUUUCCUCGACAUGUUCGACCUCGUGCAUCUACUGUGACGUUUGGAAACUCGCUGCUCUGAUCGCUUCGCAUGUUCCUCUACGGGCCCGAUACAACCUUCCACCUAGUUCUCCGACGACUUCACCAACAUGCUCUCGACCAUCUAGCCCGAUUGCAUUCUCAUCAACAUUCUCCACGUCAAUGUCAACAUCGCCCGGAGAUAUUGCCUCCGUAUCGAGGAAAAUCGAAGCUCAAAUCCAAGCUCAGCGAUCACAGCUUAAUUCCAUCCUCAGUUUCUGCACACUAUCCGGAGCUGAUGAAUGCGAGGGUCUAAGAAUGGCUCACGACCGAUGUUCAGCGGCGGUAGAAGACCUCCUCGACCAAGAAGAAGAUCUCGAAGAAGCUCUCCUCGAAGACCUCCAAAAGCAACAGUCCGUCUAUGACUACGAUUGUGACCAAAGCCCUGCUUCACAAUACACAUAUCCCGACAUUAACGGCUACUCUUAUUCUCACCCGUAUUCAUACCCUCAGGAACGACGACUGAGUGCUGUUGAUGUAGCUAUUUGA